AUCUCGGAUUUACUACAUGCUUUAAUUUCAUGUGAAGUUUGUUUAUACGACACCGAGUACAUUUUAUUGAAGCUAGAGCUAGGCUAGUAUCAAUAUGCGCACUUCUAGAGCUUCUAAAGAAACUGCCAAGGUGCUGCAGGCUUUGUCGCCUCCUGCUCGACGAACAACUCGCAGUUCUGCUCAGGCUGCUAGUCGCCUUCAGGGCUUUGCUUUUGGGGGUGCUACUGCCCCGGAUGUAUCUGUCAGUGAUGAUGAUACUUCGUCGCUCUCGUCUGUGCCGACGGUUGAUAUCGAGGAUAUCAUGGAGCCGCCGGCCAAGCGUCGCAAGAGUGCGUUGAGCGCCACGUCUACCAGGGCGAAUGCGCGCUCUAGCCGGAGGAUUGUCAAGACGGAGACUUCAGUCAAAGAAGAGAUUUCUGUAAAGGAAGAGACUAUUGUCAAAACAGAGACUGCUGUCGAAGAAGCACCUGUCAAGAAAGAGCCCGCUGAGAAGCCCUCAAAAGCACGACGGACACCCGCACGCAAGAUCAAAACCGAGAGUGGCGCCUACGCCAUGCAGCCCCCCUCCAACUGGGAGACUAUGUAUGACAUGGUCAAGAAGAUGCGAGAGGCAAAUCCCACCGCACCCGUUGAUACCAUGGGAUGUGCCGAGCUCUACUGGCGUGCGUCCUCUCCGCGCGAUCGCCGGUUCCAGACGCUCGUUGCACUGAUGCUGUCAUCCCAAACCAAAGACACGGUCACGGCGGUAGCCAUGCAGCGGUUGCACACGGAGCUUGGAGACCAGUCGACGAGCAUUGUGAAGAAAGAGCCUGAAGAGUAUGACUGGAAGCCCACAGACCAGGUCAAGGACAGCACUCUGAAUCUGGAGAACAUCCUAGCCGUCACUCCUGAGCGCCUCAACGAGCUCAUCGCCAAGGUGGGCUUUCACAACAACAAAACCAAGUAUAUCAAGGCCGCAGCCAAUAUCCUCCGCGAUCAAUACGACUCUGAUAUCCCGUCGACUGCUCCUGAACUGAUGAAGCUCCCCGGCGUCGGUCCGAAGAUGGCGUUUCUAUGUAUGAGCGCGGCGUGGGGCAAGCACGAAGGCAUUGGCGUUGAUGUUCACGUUCAUCGCAUUACCAAUCUCUGGGGCUGGCACAAGACAAAGAAUCCGGAGGAAACUCGCAUGGCGCUGGAAUCGUGGCUACCGAAAGACAAAUGGCACGAGAUUAACAAACUGCUGGUCGGCUUAGGACAGACAGUCUGCUUACCUGUAGCUCGGAGAUGUGGCGAAUGCGAUCUUGCAGGAACCAAGCUCUUAACACCAAAGCGAGACGCUGUGAAGCAGGAGGGGCCAAAGGUGAAGGUCGAGCAGGAGAUGGAGGUCUCAAAGAAGGGCCCUACACUGUUCGAUUUGCCAGAAAAUAUCAGAAAUAGAAUCUUCGACUUCGCUGCCCUGCGUCGUUCUUGUAUCAUCGACUUUACCCUGGAGCGGGACCGCAUCAAGCGAGACCCGCCUUAUUGUCAUAGAACCGAAUUUCGAGCGCAUCGCAGCCCUUGGCUUCCGCUCAGCCGCUGCUACCAUCCAAAGCUGCCGACACAGGUGUUCCUGUCGUGUCACACCCUGCGCCGGGAGGCCGGUGCCUAUUUUUUCUCCCAUAAUCGCUUCAGCAUGUUUCUUCGCGGCCGGGCCGACUAUAAAAACUUUGAAGCAUCAUUGCAAUGGGGCAUGGAACAUAUUCGGUACUUGCAUGUGGAUCUCGGUCAUAAGGACAACCGAACGCUCAAGCUGGCGGGUGGUUCCCACCAAACAUUGUUGACGUGGUGGGCGGCGUUCUGCAAGCUCGCGGCAAUCGACAUGCCGAAUCUCAGAUACUUCAGCCUCAAAUGCAAAGCCUAUGAGCAGGAAGUGGUUGUUCGUGUGAUGCGUGAUAUGGAUCCGUUUCCCAGCCUGUUCAAGUGUGCCUUCUAUUUCAGCAAUGAUCAGGAUAAGAUCUAUAGUUUCCUGCCUGCGAUGAAGCGCACGGCGCGCCGCCUGACGGACAAUCUUGAUGUGCCGCCGUUUCCGUUCAUGUAUCUGCCCCGGGAACUUCAGCUGAUGGUGCUCGGGCACCUGCUCAUCUGUCGGUCCGAUCCGUGCAUGGCCGAUCCUGUUCCGGGCCUGAUCGUCUUGGAUUACCGCGACCGUCUGCGCUUCAAAUCUUGCUGUGGCACCUGCUCGCCGGUUGGAGGCAUUUGCUUCUGUGAUAAGACCGAGACGGUAUUUUCGACGGGCUGCACCUGCUUCGCCUCGCCAUUGCGCUAUUUCCUGGUUAGUCGGGAGUUCCAUGAGCUCGCUCGUCAGGUCUUCUGGGGCCGCAACAAGUUUAUGUUCGUGGAGGAGGAUCCGACCUACACCAUGGGCUUUCUGAGUGGCAUUCCCACGGAAUCCACGAUUCUGGUGCAGAACUUGACUUUCCACUUUCCCUUGUGCUUUCGGGCCACCCCGCAGACGGGGGCCCGUUCCGCGGACGCGAAUUUGCGGCACUGGGCAGUUCUGCGCCGUUUCAUCCGGGAGCACUUUGAUCUAGCGCGCCUAACCCUGAAGAUCCAUGACCAGGGCCGGGCCACGUCGAUGUACACGAUGGACAACCGCAAGAGAUAUUUGCGCCGGCUGCUUAUGGCGUUUACCGACAUGAGAGGGCUGCGAGGGUACCGGGUGUAUCUGCGAGAUGACCGCGGGUUCGAGAGACAGGCCGUGAUGGCUGUCAUGGGGCGAUGGGCUCCUUGA
This is a messenger RNA of Aspergillus vadensis CBS 113365, 2749 nucleotides long. Its product is annotated as endonuclease III domain-containing protein. Gene Ontology annotation, molecular function: oxidized pyrimidine nucleobase lesion DNA N-glycosylase activity; DNA binding; DNA-(apurinic or apyrimidinic site) endonuclease activity. The coding region runs from base 95 to 2749 and encodes 884 amino acids. The record is from RefSeq and is a predicted model, not a curated record. The transcript is spliced from 3 exons. NCBI's taxonomy places the organism in Eukaryota, Fungi, Ascomycota, Eurotiomycetes, Eurotiales, Aspergillaceae. Gene Ontology annotation, cellular component: nucleus. Gene Ontology annotation, biological process: base-excision repair; base-excision repair, AP site formation; nucleotide-excision repair.